AGAGAGAUAGAGAGAGAGAGGGAGCGCAAGCACGAAUAAUGGCUCCGCCCUCUUCCUAAAAAAAGCGGUUUUCAGUUCGAAGCGGUAUUUCGAAAAGCGGUUUUACUCGAGCCGAGAGCAGUUUCUUUGCAUUUCAAGAACAACGCCAUUUGUACGGACACGAGGAGAGAGGGAGAGGGGUUUUACUGGCAAACAGGCAGUGCUGCUGAGCGGUUUAGCGAAUGAGCGGUUUUCUUUAAGCGGUUUUUUCUGUAUUCGGGGAAGAGAAGUGGUUUUGGGCUGAGGAAGGAAGAGAGCCGGGAGAAGAUGAUACCGAGAAAACCGGUCUUGCUUUUGCUCGUUUUUACAGUUCUUGCCCCUCUCGUUUUAUACACAGACAGGCUCGGAAGCUUCUCGAAUUCCAGUAGUAAGAACGAAUUUCUUGAUGAUGCUUCGACUCUCAAUUUUGGCGGUGAGAUUGGGAAAUUGAAUGUCCUUCCUCAGGAAUCAUCGAAUGUGUUGAAAGAACCAGUCGGAAUCGUUUAUUCUGAGAACUCCGCCGACUCUGCUUCAAAUUCAGAUGAAUUGGAUUCUGACGAAGUGACGGAAGAAUUGCCACCGGGGAAAUCUACAGAGCAUACGAGCAGAGUAUUAUCGGCAACUGAUGAACAGGAUGUAUCUGGAGAAAAGAAUGUCAUUGAGCAAGUAACGGAUGAGGUUCAUGAAGAGAAUGAGAGCAGUGGAUUACAGAAACAAAAGACGAAUGUGGAAAAUGGAAGCGAAGGGGGUGAAGAUACAAAGAAGGAAGAGAAACAAAGCUUGUCUCAGCAGAUGCCUGAAACCCGCUCGGAGAAACAGAAAAAUAAACAUGAACAACGAUCCUCACUAAGUUCUGACAAGGUUGAUCUGAAAGAACAUGGUAAGACUGACACUGAGAGCAUGCCAGAUACCCGUGUCAGGCAUCUUAGAGAUCAGUUGAUCAGGGCAAAGGUUUUCCUUGGCCUCAGUCCUAUCCGAAACAACCCUCACUACACGAGGGAGCUCCGGUUGCGGAUAAGAGAAGUUCAGCGAGUUGUUGGUGAUGCAACGAAGGAUUCUGAUCUACCAAGGAAUGCCAAUGAGAAGCUGAAGGCAAUGGAACAAACACUGGCCAAGAGUAAGCAGAUUCAAGAUGACUGUACAGCUGUUAUAAAGAAGCUUCGUGCUAUACUCCACUCGACAGAAGAACAGCUAAGAGUGCAUAAGAAGCAGACCUUGUUCUUAACACAACUUGCGGCAAAAACUCUUCCCAAAGGUCUUCACUGUCUUCCCUUGCGCCUCUCCACCGAGUACUAUACACUGAAUGCUAGCCAACAGCAGUUUCCCAAUCAAGAUAAACUGGAAAACCCCAAACUGUAUCAUUAUGCGCUCUUCUCAGAUAACAUAUUGGCGGCAGCAGUGGUUGUGAACUCGACUGUGUUUCAUGCCAAGGCGCCUGCAAAGCAUGUUUUCCACAUUGUUACAGAUAGGCUUAACUAUGCAGCAAUGAGGAUGUGGUUCCUAGCCAACCCACCCCGCCAAGCCACUAUUCAGGUUCAGAACAUUGAAGAAUUUACAUGGCUGAAUUCAAGCUACAGUCCGGUUCUCAAGCAACUUGGAACUCCUUCAAUGAUAGAUUAUUACUUCAGGACUCACAAAGCGAACUCCGAUUCAAACUUGAAGUUCCGCAAUCCCAAGUACCUUUCUAUUUUAAAUCAUCUCCGGUUUUACCUACCCGAGAUUUUCCCAAAGCUCAACAAGGUGCUCUUCUUAGAUGAUGAUAUAGUCGUGCGGAAGGAUCUGACCGCCCUUUGGGCACUCAAUCUGAAGGGGAAGGUCAAUGGUGCGGUUGAAACUUGUGGAGAAAGCUUCCACCGCUUCGAUAGGUAUCUCAACUUCUCGAAUCCUCUCAUUUCGAAGACCUUCGACCCCCAUGCUUGUGGAUGGGCAUAUGGAAUGAAUGUAUUUGAUUUGGUGGAGUGGAGGAAGCAGAAGAUAACAGAGAUCUACCACUCAUGGCAGAAACUGAAUCAUGACAGGCAGCUAUGGAAAUUGGGAACUCUACCCCCUGGUUUGAUAACAUUUUGGAACCGGACAUUCGCCCUAGAUCGAUCAUGGCAUGUUCUAGGCCUUGGCUACAAUCCAAAUGUCAACCCAAAAGAAAUCGAGCGGGCUGCUGUUAUUCACUACAAUGGAAACAUGAAACCGUGGCUCGAGAUAGGCAUGCCCAAGUACCGUAACUACUGGACGAAGUUCAUCAACUACGAGCAAGUCUAUCUGCGUGACUGCAACAUCAAUCCCUAGAAGCAAAUGGUAUCACAAACACCUUGGAUUUCCUUUCUAAAACUGAUAAGGGCAAUUUUUUUGCUGGCCUUUUUUCCUUCUGCUGCAGUAGGGUUCUUCGAAUUUGAAAGCUCUUGUUACGAUUCUUUCUGCAAUCUGCACACAUGCAUCCUCAUAAUGUCAUGUACUGCCGUGAUUCCUUACAUCUUUGUCCAUGCUAUCCUUUUUUGUUUCUCUGCAUAAGUGCAGAUAUAUUGUACAUGUUCAGAAAUUAGAAUGUUAGUGAUUCAGUUAUACAAGGUUAGUUUGUUUUCUCAA
Messenger RNA from Magnolia sinica, 2598 nucleotides. Its product is annotated as probable galacturonosyltransferase 4. The record is from RefSeq and is a predicted model, not a curated record. Lineage: Eukaryota; Viridiplantae; Streptophyta; Magnoliopsida; Magnoliales; Magnoliaceae. The coding region runs from base 307 to 2301 and encodes 664 amino acids. Gene Ontology annotation, molecular function: polygalacturonate 4-alpha-galacturonosyltransferase activity. The transcript has 9 exons.